Molecule: messenger RNA, 2162 nt
Organism: Saccostrea cuccullata (small rock oyster)
Lineage: Eukaryota; Metazoa; Mollusca; Bivalvia; Ostreida; Ostreidae
Product: Golgi-associated PDZ and coiled-coil motif-containing protein-like
Exons: 9
Coding region: 36-1412 (458 amino acids)
Biological process (GO): negative regulation of protein localization to cell surface
Cellular component (GO): Golgi apparatus; trans-Golgi network transport vesicle; membrane
Molecular function (GO): transmembrane transporter binding
Source: RefSeq, a predicted model, not a curated record
AAUCUUUAAACAUGGAGUAUUAUUGAUGUGGAAAAAUGGCAGCCACCCUGUCAUUUCGUUGGCUAGAUAUAUUGGAAAAGGAAUUUGACAAAGCCUUCGUAGAUUUAGAUUUACUCUUAGGGGAGAUCGAUCCAGAUCAAUGUGAGCUCACGUAUGAUGGGAGGCAGAAGAUGACUGCACUCAGUGCUGCGUUUGCUCAACUAUGCCACAAAUCUCAGACCGUAUUCCAGUCCAACGCUAAAAUAGAGGCACAGUUAGUGGACAUGAGGGCAGACCUGGUAGAGAUGAGAUCAGCUAAAGAACACGUAGAGAGAGAACUCCACAAUGUAUUGCUUCAACUACAUUCCACCCAGCUUCAGAUUCAGUCUCAGAAAGGAAUUGAAGUAGAUUCCACUACAAUCCAGAAAAAAGUGGAAGAAGAAAUGAAGGUUAAAACAGCAGGAGGCUCGACACUGGAGCGAGUGGAGGCGGAGGUGAAGGAGUUACGGAGUGAGAACGAGGAGCUGAGGCAGUAUAUACUGGCUCUACAGGGAGAGGUGUACGGGGCCAGGCUAGCAGCCAAAUACCUAGACAAAGAGUUAGCAGGAAGAAUACAACAGAUCCAGUUGUUGGGUCGUGACAUGCGAGGGGCGGAGCAUGACAAACUCUGGAAUCAGUUAGAAGCAGAAAUCCAUCUCCAUCGACACAAAACUGUUAUACGUGCAUGUAGGGGGCGAACUAAUCGAAAGAAAAAACUCCAGAUGCCAGAGGGGCAUGAUUUUCAGUCCCUUCGUAAACAACAUGGUCUGGGGGAGACAAGAAAAGUGACCAUCAAGAAGGGAGAAGAGGAGGGUCUAGGCCUGUCAAUCACAGGAGGAAAAGAACAUGGUGUUCCAAUUCUGAUCUCAGAAAUCCAUGAGGGUCAGCCAGCAGAUAAAUGUGAUGCACUGUAUGUAGGAGACGCUAUCCUGUCUGUCAAUGGUAUCGACCUACGGGAAUCCAAGCAUGCUGAGGCCGUCCAUGUACUGUCACAACAGCUGGGUGACAUUGAGCUGGAGGUGAUGUUUGUGGCUCCUGAUGAAGAUAGCGAUGAUGAACAGAGCCAGGUGGGGGAAGAUGAGAAUGGAUUCAGAUACAGGAUUUAUGAUGAAGAUGUUCUGAGCAGCAGUAGUGAGGCAGAAAUACGCAGACAUGUAGGUCAAAGGUCAGCCCUGCCCCCAAAUGUCAACGGAACAAUGUCAUCAUCUGCUUCAGUCCAACACAGUCCUUCAAGAUUUGAACAAUCUAAAGGAAAUCCAGCUGCUAAUCACUUGAAGUCUGAGGGUAGAGGACCUAGUUCUCCCAGUGUUGAUGUGGGGGUGAUACAAGCUAACGGUUUACAACAGACAAACUCUGUAGAUCAGAACGCCAUGUUCAACAGUGAUUACACCUAGUCUAUAGUGCCAGUGUCUCCAUACCAGAGUGAUAUGUAAUAUUCCCUUUUUAUGUGUAUCAUUCAUUUUAAGUGCUUUUUUCUGUAUGAUUUCUUUUAAAAUGCCAAUAAUCAGUUGACAAUUGAUUGGAAUAACUAAAUAACAAAUUCUUAUCUCAAGAAAGAACAAAAACUUAACUCCUUGUUAAUAUUGUGCUUUCAUGCCAUCAUUGUGAUACUUUCAAUGUAUAUGAACUUCAACCUUAUGUUUUUCCUUAUCAUCACAUGUAUAUCUGUCGUUUAUCAUAAGCAAUCUGGAAAUAUGCAUGGUAUUUAUUUAUUUUUAUUUCUUAAUCUGGCAGUUAUAUGCCUGAAAACACAUAUUUAUCGUUUUAAAAGUAUAAUGACUAAUUUAUGGACACAUACAAGUUUGAGUUACUUCUUUACAAUCAUUUGUAAUGUGCAUAAUCUAUUCCUUGAUAAGCUUGAUUUCUGUAUAUUGUUGUAACUGAGAAGCAGCAACAGGGCUGCAGUUGUUUAUUGUAUAAUGUGGAUCAUCUUUUAAAUAUUACAAACUUAAGUCAUCUGAAUAUCAUUUUAGUAAUUUUAAAACUGUAAAGGGAAUUUGCCUUCAGUAUUACAAUUUGACUGUAUAACUGUUUUUCUGUUGGAAUAAGUAACCACUGCAUACUAGGAAUAAAAACAAUAUUCCCUUGGAGUAAAAAUAAAAUAUAUUCUAAGAAUUUUUUGUAGAUUUACUGAGAUUAAUAGG